GAGUGAGUAAAUGAAUGGUGUGUACUGUGUACAUAGCCGCUGUUUCCGUCCCUAUCUUCGCUGCUGUGUCUGCCGGUCGUUGUUGAGGAGAUUAGCUAGAGUUAAUAUCUUGCCUUGUUGCCUCCUGGCACGGGUUUAGCUAAGCCAUGAAGGUGGUGUUGAUGGUGGCUGAGAAGCCAUCUUUGGCUCAGUCCUUGGCCAAGAUCCUUUCCAAUGGCAACAUGACAUCAAGGAAAGGCUCCAACGGGGCUUGCUCUAUUCACGACUACAAUGGUCGGUUCAAUGGUGAGCCGGCUCACUUCAAAAUGACGUCAGUUUGCGGCCACGUCUUGGGGGUGGAUUUUCCUGGAAAAUUCAACAACUGGGAUAAAGUGGAUCCUGUUGAACUGUUCACAGCUCCGAUUCAGAAAAAGGAAGCAAAUCCGAAUCUACACAUGCCUGCUUUUCUUCGUAAAGAGGCUACGAAUGUGGAUUACCUGGUGCUGUGGCUUGAUUGUGACAAGGAAGGGGAAAAUAUUUGCUUUGAGGUCAUUGACUCUGUACGAGGUGCCAUGAAUCGUGUUUCUGGACAGCAAAUCUACAGAGCCCGAUUCAGCGCCAUCACAGACACUGACAUCAAGCAUGCGAUGAACAACCUGGUCAGCCCGAACAAAAACGAGGCUCUCUCUGUCGAUGCACGACAGGAGCUGGAUUUGAGAAUUGGCUGUGCCUUCACCCGCUACCAGACUCGCUUUUUCCAGGGUAAAUAUGGAGAUUUGGACAGUACUCUGAUUUCUUAUGGCCCCUGCCAAACUCCAACUCUGGGGUUCUGUGUGGAACGUCAUGACAAAAUACAGUCCUUUAAACCCGAGGCCUACUGGGUCAUUCAAGUACAGGUGACUCUACCCGAUGGGAAAGCCUUACGUCUGGACUGGGACAGAGUGCGACUUUUUGACAAAGAGGUGGCACAGAUGUUCGUGAAUCGUAUCAAAGGCGGUGAUGGAGCACAGGUCCUCGACACAGUACAGAAAAAAGGAGAGAAAGCCCGCCCCCUAGCUCUGAAUACAGUGGAGAUGUUACGAGUGGCUAGUUCAGGUCUAGGAAUGGGGCCACAGCAUACUAUGCAGAUUGCAGAGCGACUUUACACACAGGGCUACAUCAGCUACCCCAGGACUGAGACCAAUUCCUACCCCGAGAAUUUUGAUCUCAAAGGUACCCUGAAGCAGCAAGCAUCUCAUCCCAACUGGGGCUCCUAUGUCAGGGAGCUGCUGCAAGCUGGGAUUCAGAAGCCAAAAAAGGGCCACGAUGCCGGAGACCAUCCUCCCAUCACCCCGAUGAAGUCGGCCACCGAGGGGGACUUUGACCACGACAGUUGGAGGCUCUACGACUACAUCACCCGCCACUUUAUCGGCACAAUCAGCCCAAACUGCACGUACAUGCAGACCACAAUCUACUUUGAGAUUGGCUCAGAGAAGUUCUCGUGCACAGGCAAAGUCCUCCUGGACCCAGGCUUCACGGCCGUCAUGCCAUGGCAGCAGCUUGGGGAGGACGAGGAGAUCCCCACCCUGAGACGGGACGAGAAACUCUCCGUGGACGAGGUUAAGCUGGUGGAGAAGCAGACGAGUCCUCCCGACUACCUGACGGAGAGUGAGCUUAUCUCGCUGAUGGAGAAGCACGGAAUCGGGACAGAUGCCAGUAUCCCUGUACACAUCAACAACAUCUGCGAGCGCAACUACGUGAACAUCAUUGCUGGGCGCAAGCUCAAACCCACGCCUCUGGGCAUUGUGCUGGUGCAUGGCUAUCAGAAGAUUGAUGUUGACCUGGUGUUGUCCACAAUGCGAUCAGCUGUGGAGCAGCAACUGACUCUCAUUGCCCUGGGCCGUGCAGACUUCUACGAAGUGAAGCAACACGCCAUCGAUAUCUUCCAUCGCAAGUUCCGCUACUUUGUGGACUGCAUCUCUGCCAUGGAUGAGCUGUUUGAGGUCACCUUCUCUUCCCUGGCAGACAGCGGGAGGCCUUUGUCUAGGUGUGGCAAGUGUAGGCGAUACAUGAAGUUUGUGCAGGCUAAACCAUCACGUCUACACUGCUCCUCAUGUGAUGAGACCUUCUCUCUGCCCCAAAAUGGCAACAUCAAACUGUACAAAGAACUCAAGUGUCCUUUGGAUGAGUUUGAGUUGGUGCUAUGGACCACAGGAGCUAAGGGAAAGACAUACCCCCUGUGCCCAUACUGUUACAACAACCCGCCCUUCAACGACAUGCGUAAAGGCAUGGGCUGCAACGAGUGCACUCACCCGACCUGCUCGCACGCUUUCACGCGUAACGGCGUGUCGGAGUGUGUCGAGUGUGACAACGGUGUGCUGGUACUAGAUCUGACCUCGGGGCCUAAGUGGAGGAUGGCCUGUAACAAGUGCAAUGUGGUGAUUCACUUCUUUGAUGGUGCUACCAAAGUGGGCGUGAAGGAAGAGCCGUGUGAGGACUGUGGAGCCAAUAUAGUGGAAGACAAAAGCCCAUUACCGGACGGAACCGCAGAGCACAGUGGCUGUGUGUUUUGCGACCCUGUGUUCAAGCCCCUAAUGGAGAAACACCAUGCAGCUGCCAUGAGAAGGGGCCCUGGUGGGAGGUCUUCCCGCGGUGGGCGUGGGAGAGGGGGGCGUGGCAGGGGGAGAGGAAGAGGAAGGCCAAAACCAAAAGACAAGAUGGCACAGCUGGCAGCGUACUUUGUCUAGGAGGGAUGGUGGUUUUGUCUCAUUUAGUUUAACUCGCUACCUUAGAAUUACAAAGUUCUAUCUGCUUAGUACUUAGUUUUGAGAAAUUUGAUGUUAAAACUUUUGAAUUUCACAUGUCAAGCUUUUUCUAAUGCAAUUCUUUGAAUAUCUUUAUAACAACUCCAAAUAAUCAUAUGAUUUCCCAUAGAGCAGAUAGGACACUUGGUGUCUUGUUUGAAUAAAGAGAAGAAGCACAUCGACACUAUAAUGGUCAUUUAGUGCUGGGAAAAAGUAAGACAGACAAAUGAACAGAGGGAAAGUAAAGAAAUAGGACCUACCGGUGGUGCCCUCCAACCAAUCGUUCAUUUGGUGUCUGACCUCAUGGUCUUAAUUCAAAACAGUCAAAAAUGUUAAAUAGAACUUUGUACGGUAGCGAACUGUCCGUAUCAGUCAUCAUCAUCGACGGCUGGGGUUGGAGGAAUAGAGGGUGGUCUGAAGGACAGUGUAUGUUACUCGAUUUAGGAAAUAUAGAUAUUUUUUUCUUUUUGGUCUACUUCAAGGAUGUAUGACAGUUAUAAUUAUUCUUGCACCCUACAUCAUGUAUUUACUCUAGUCUAUUAAAAUAAAAUAAACUAAAAAAGCAAAA
This is a messenger RNA of Aplysia californica (California sea hare), 3330 nucleotides long. RefSeq names its product DNA topoisomerase 3-beta-1. Lineage: Eukaryota; Metazoa; Mollusca; Gastropoda; Aplysiida; Aplysiidae. Gene Ontology annotation, cellular component: nucleus. The record is from RefSeq and is a predicted model, not a curated record. Gene Ontology annotation, molecular function: DNA binding; DNA topoisomerase type I (single strand cut, ATP-independent) activity. Gene Ontology annotation, biological process: DNA topological change.